Spirodela intermedia is the source of this 915-nucleotide messenger RNA. The record is from the annotation of a GenBank genome assembly. Lineage: Eukaryota; Viridiplantae; Streptophyta; Magnoliopsida; Alismatales; Araceae.
AUGGAAGGAGAGGCGAAGACGGAGGGGGGGGAGGGAAAAUUGGCGGCGAAUAAGCUUCCCUUGCCGGUCGCCGCCGCCUCCCCCUGUUCUUCCCCUUCCCACGAGUUCUCCUUCACGAUAUCGUUCCACCAUCCGUCUUCCUCCGGCGGCGGCGGGAAGUCGCCGUUGAGCAGAUGCCACGUGUACGACCUGGCCCCCGCCGACGACAUUUUCUUCCACGGUCACCUGCUGCCCCUCCAGAUCCUCUCCCACACGCCGCCGCCGGUCCCGGCCCGGGCCUCGGAGGCAGCGGCGGUGCCGGCGGCGGCUGCGGCGGCUUUGGAACAGAGCCGGCGGAGCAGCGGGAGCGCCGCCAACACCGUGAGCAGCAGCAGCAGCUGCAGCACGGCCAGCAGCGGCGGCGAGAACCGGGAGAGGAUGAAGAAGAAGCUCGUCUCCUCGCUGUUCACCGGCGUGGGGCGGUGGUGGAAGACCCCGGAGGCCGGGGAGAGGGAUGAGGACGAGGAGAAGCGGCGGAAGAAGAGAACGGCAGCGUUCGACGCCAUGAGCCGGCUGGUGAAGAAGUACGUCGCCGCAGUGGAACCCCUCUUCUCCUUCAGAGGAGGGACGGAGAAGCGCCACCAGUUGCAGCGGCGGCCCUACUCCUUCACCGGCAACUCCAAUGCCAAAGCCACCAUGGGGAGGGACGAGCAGUGGCGGCGGCGGCGGGGAGAGCUCUCCGCGCCGGCCUCCAUGCGCACCUCCCCCACCAACAGCGGCCUCCUCGUGGCGACGGCGGCGGCGGCGGCGGGGGGGGGUUCCGGCGGGUCGUCGGAGGAGAGCACCAUGGAGGAGCUGCAGAGCGCCAUCGAGGCGGCCAUUGCCCACUGCAAGAACUCCAUCGCCGCCACCAAGGAGAAGGGCUUCCAGCCGUGA